UGAAGAUGGACGUGCUGAGCGAUGCGCAGAUCGCAGCGCUGAACCUGGCCAAGGUCGGCAUCCGCAUUGAGAACGAAAAGUACAUCCGAGCACACCCUGAACUGGACGGAAUCAUUCGCGCCUUCGUCACGGGAGUUCUCAAGGAUCGACCGACGAAUGUCACUGCGUAUGCAUACCGCUUCUUCCAGCAAGACGUCGUCACGCUCACUGCUGCGAUCGACGCAACGUCUCACUCGGCCCCUGCCGAAUCCUCCAAGUCCUAGUCACAGCGACAUUCGUCCGAGCAGGACGUUUCCAACGUCGCCAACAAUGGUGUCGUCGAAAUGUAUCAACGAAGUCAUGGGACUGUUUCAACAACGUUCUCGACUUCUUCGCAAUC
Aphanomyces invadans is the source of this 379-nucleotide messenger RNA. RefSeq lists its product as hypothetical. The record is from RefSeq and is a predicted model, not a curated record. Lineage: Eukaryota; Oomycota; Saprolegniomycetes; Saprolegniales; Verrucalvaceae. The transcript has 2 exons. Bases 6 to 263 code for a protein of 85 amino acids.